This is a messenger RNA of Macrosteles quadrilineatus (aster leafhopper), 2872 nucleotides long. Its product is annotated as GDP-fucose protein O-fucosyltransferase 2-like. NCBI's taxonomy places the organism in Eukaryota, Metazoa, Arthropoda, Insecta, Hemiptera, Cicadellidae. The record is from RefSeq and is a predicted model, not a curated record. Bases 480 to 1787 code for a protein of 435 amino acids. Gene Ontology annotation, molecular function: peptide-O-fucosyltransferase activity. The transcript is spliced from 2 exons. Gene Ontology annotation, biological process: protein O-linked glycosylation via fucose.
GUAAAUGUCAAAUUACCUAACCUAAAUCAAAACAUCCACCAAAUAUAAACAUUUCAAGUUCAGUUGCCUACCAAUGGCAUGGUAAGAGGUUAGUUUUAUAGAUAAAUAUGUUCAAUUUUUUUGUAUAAAUUCAGUAAAUGUUAUGAGGACAUAAUCUAUUAUUUGUCAAGAAUUAUCAAUAAGUAGGCCCUAAUUACAAUAAUUUUCCAAGCAAUUUUGAGAGCUAGGCCUAGUCCCUCCCUUUCUAGCUUCUUGCCUGAGGCAAUUUGGAUCUCAAUCAUCACGAAUAUGCUUCUGUUUUUGUCACAAAAACAACUCAUGCUUCAAGAGAACAAAAUUCAAUUAAAUACAUGUAUGAAUGUUAAGCUAGUAGCUUCGAUUAGGCUGUUUAAUGGUCCCUCAAAUCAAUGAGAGAUGGAAUAACGUAAAGUUUGCAUACCAUGUGUAGUUGAAGACUGGUCCAUCCUUUAAUUUCAAACAUGUAUAAAAUUAUAACUUUGAUCUUUUUGAUUUUUACUCUAACAAAAUGUUCAGACAAUUCUCCUAAGGCAAAGAUUAGAAGAUAUAUUCUGUACGAUGUCAAUCCUGGUGAAGGUUUUAACUUGAGGCGGGAUGUCUACAUGAGGAUGGCAAUCUUUAUUCAUAAUCUAUCCAACAAAUCUGAAUUUGAUUGGCAUCUUGUUCUCCCCCCUUGGAAUAAACUUUGGCAUUGGAGAAAUGAUUUACAUGCAUCUUAUCAAUGGAACAUUUUUUUUGAUAUCCCAAGUCUUCAGCUAUUUGCACCAGUAAUUGAACUCGAAGAUUUUAUUUCUGAUUACAGUAAAGAAAUAGACGAAGCCUAUGUAUUACAGCACUUUCCUGAUUUCUACUCGUGGACAGAGGGCAAAGAGAUUGAUUGGUCAGAGAGGUGGAAUUAUUCAGAGUGUAGAAACAGUCACAGAAAUGAAAGUGAUGAAACAUUCUUCUUUUUUGACGGGCGAAUUACGACAAAGCAUUUCAGAUGCAUAUCUUUUCAUGGUACGUCAGGGUUUCUACAAUCAGUUGUUUCAUCCACCAACGCCAGGGCUGUGAUGUUUGAUAGGGCAGAAAUAGUGACACAUAUGCUGUACGGGGACAGUGACUACUGGACGUGCAGGCGAAGUAUGCGAUUCGCCAAACGACUGGUUGAAGUUGCUAGUAAUUAUCGAGCUGCUCACUUAAACUCAAGUGAUGUUAACGAUGGAACAAUAAGGCCUGUUGACUUUCGAGAUGAAACUCCUCAAAGAUCAGCGAAAGGAGGACCUUACCUCAGUGUACAUCUGCGAAGACAGGAAUUUAAGGUAGGCCAUCCCGACGCGGUCCCAACAAUCCAUGAGACAGUUCAACAAAUAAAGAAACAUUUGAAUGAUUUAGGUUUAAACACUGUAUUUGUAGCUACUGAUGCAACAGAACAGGAAUAUAUUAGAAUCAAAAGCAUGUUGCACGCAGAUAAUCUAUUCGCCAUCAGGUUUUUAGACACAAUUCCUAAUAAUAAAACAUUUAAAGAUGCGGAAUUGGCUAUUAUCGACCAGAUUAUUGCAUCACAUGCAAAAUAUUUUGUUGGUACUUAUGAAUCAACGUUUACAUAUCGCAUCCAAGAAGAACGAGAGGUAUUAGGCUUUCUUCCGGAAACAACAUUCAACCGUUUCUGUUCAACAUCCAUUAAGGAGAAUUGUGUUAAUCCUACUAAAUGGUUGAUAGAAUUUCCAGAAGAUGAAUCUCGACAUAGCUCUCAUACGAUCAACUAUCGUAAGUCUGAUGAACUCUGAAACCAAGAUUUGGAGUGUCUUGAACGCUCAAGUGUACAUAGAAAUCUAAAGAAUAAAGUGCCAUAUGAGAUAAGCUUUAAACCAUUUGUAAAAACAAAAAGUAUAUUCCUAAGAUUGAGCUUAUGUUUUCCUGUUUGGAAUCAAUCACCGUUAAUUUUUUAAUGUAGCAGAAUCUCAAAGAGUUUUAGUUUAUGUUUAGUUUAGUGGUGCAGAGGUAAAAGUAUACUAGCUACAGUAGACUCCCUCUUUUCCGGACUACACUCGAUGGAAAUGACAUCUCUUUAACCGGACAAUUUUUAUCAGCACAUUGGUUUAACCGGACUAGAUCGGCAGGAAGUGGCCGGUACUGAAACGACUGUUCUCGUGGGAAAGAUUUGAGAACAGUAAUCACAUGUCUAAAUACAAUGCUCUCCUAAAUUUAAGUCGAAUAUCACCGUAAACGGUCCGUUUUAAUGAGUUUUUGGGGACGUCGGCUUAACGGGAAAACCCGUUAUCCGGACUGGCCUCGGUCCCUAGGAGUUCGGAUAAGAGGGAGUCUACUGUAUCUAAACAAGACCUAAUCUUUAGAUUGAAUUUUGCAUACACUUUUAGGGAUUUAGUAUGCCAUGUAGGCCAAUUAUUUGAUUUUAUAAAGAAAUACUGAUUGAUUCCCAAACUCUCAACUGACUUUUUGAACUACGGUACGUAUAAGUACGUGAUAAGUAAAAAAGAUCAGGUCCUGUAGUUUAAAAAGUUUUCUUUCUGAUUCUGAUAUUAUAUAUUCUUACAUACAUUUUUUUACUAUUAUACAACAUAAUCAAUUAAUACUUGGUUAAUUUAUCUCCAUUACAUGUUAUUGUUAUCUUGUUUUUUCUUUUCACAAUGACGAUUUGGAUUUUGGUAUUUUAAUAUGUGCGGCAGUAAUAUAAAAAUAAAAUGGAAUGUUAAGCUGUGUUGUUCCACAGUAUCGAAAUUGUGUAUCGUUACAUGUUUUUAUCAUGACAAUAAUUAAUAGGUAACGCAUUUUAAAAACUAAUAUUUAUUUUUAUUUAUUUGGCUUGUAGUGUCUAUUUACCCAAGUAGAUUUACAAUAUAUGUACUUACUU